This is a messenger RNA of Haemorhous mexicanus (house finch), 3719 nucleotides long. Its product is annotated as dynein axonemal intermediate chain 7-like. The transcript has 14 exons. Bases 1454 to 3556 code for a protein of 700 amino acids. Gene Ontology annotation, cellular component: axoneme. Gene Ontology annotation, molecular function: microtubule binding; beta-tubulin binding. Lineage: Eukaryota; Metazoa; Chordata; Aves; Passeriformes; Fringillidae. The record is from RefSeq and is a predicted model, not a curated record.
GAGCCUGGAGAAAAGGAGGCUCUAGAGGGACCUUCUGGCUCUGCACAACUCCCUGACAGGAGGGGACAGCCGGGGGAAAUCGGGCUCUGCUCCCAGGGAAUAAGGGGCAGGAUGUGAGGAACGGCCUCAAGCUGUGCCAGGGGAGGGACAGGUUGGAUAUCAGCAGGAAUUUCAUCACAAAAGGUUUGUCAAGAUUGGAAGGGGCUGCCGAGGGAAGUUUGGAGUCGCCAUCCCUGGACAUGGCACUCAGUGCUCUGGGCUGGGGGACAAGGUGGGGAUUGGGCACAGCUUGGACUUGAUGAUCUUGGAGGUCUUUUCCAACCUGAAUGCUUCUGGAUUCUGUUACUUGAGCCAUAGGUGAAACACAGAAUAAGGGGGGGUGAAGUAACACAGGCAGAAGUCCAUGGGAAAUUGAGUUGCAGAAAUUGGUUCUGUGGGUUAUUCUCACUUCAGUGAUAAUGAAUUUAUCUACCCCUCCCCAUCUCACUCUUCUCAGUGCUCUGUUAAGUCAUAGGAAUGUGAAAAGAAGUUGACUAAAACUUGAUUUCAAGUAAUUGAAACAAGCAGGUUUUCCAUUUUCAGUUUGUUUAUUUAUUUGUCUAUUUAUUUAUUUAUCAAAGUGAAAAGAACAAAUUCUUCCCUGAAAUCCUAAUGGGUAGAAGUGUGAGUUUUACUGACUCUGUUUUGGGAUAAUUUUGCAAAUGAAUGCUUUGGUACCAAAUGCGAUAAGAUGCACUCAGACUCUGGUGACACUUAAUUGUCACCAUUGUGUUUGUCCCAGCUUCAUGACAAUCUCUGUACUCAAAGUUGCAUUUAAAUAUAUAUAUUGCCAUGCCAAGUAGUGUGAAGUGAACAAGUAGUUAUUUAUAUCUGAAUGUGGGAUAGUUGAAAUCAAAGUGUGAAAUAAGUGUGUGUGAAGAAGGAACAGUGGUCAGAUAAUUUCUGAGAACCUCAAAUUUGAAAUAUAGUUACUCAAGGAUUAUGCUGGAGGUGAGCAGUGAACUGUCUGGAGUGAGAUUUUAUAAUAGAAAAGAGACCUCUUUGCUGUUUUGUCUUGUGAACUAGAUGCUUCUAAAUGCCAGGCUUGUCCCAAAACACAUUUUCCAGUAUUUCUUACAAUGUUUGAAGUUGUAGCAUCUACUUUCUUAGCAGAUCUGCCAGCUAUUCAAUUUCUACAUUAAACCAAAAGAUUUUAAUACUCUUGUGUUGUGGCUGUGUUUGGGAAUGUCUAGCAUAGAAAAAUGCAUUAAUUUUAAGACCUUAUCAUAAAAAAGAGAAGAAAAAAAUUUAGUCCAGAAUGUGCAUUACUAUUCUGGGGCCUUCAUUGGCUGUCUAGGGAGUCUAAAAUCUUAAUUGAGGCAUCACAUUGGAAGGGCAAAGUUAUAGAGUUAUAGAACUGCCAAACUGUAUUAAAAUAAUACUGACAUUUGUUUUCCUCUCCCUUAUUGCAAACAUGAAAUUCAAUGGCAAAAAGGGAAAGUCAAAGAAAGGAAAGGAAGCAAGGCUGAAAGCUGAAGCCCUAUUACGAGCUCAACAAGAAGAAGAAGAAAGACUUGAACGGGAGAGACUGUAUCAAGAGCGCUUGGAAAAGCUUGAGGCUAAGUAUCAAGGAGAAAGGGAAUCUGAACUAGCAGAACUUCAUUCACUGGAACAGAAGUUUCUUUCUGCACAGCACUGGAAAAUGGAUUACAGAGAACAAGCCAAGUGGGAGCACUACCUCAGCUGUGAUGGGACUCCUGACCCCACUGUACCUCAGGAGAUCAACACUUUCAUGAGCUUGUGGCGUGAUGACCAAGAUGUGGAUGUUCAGCUUGUGAUGGAGAAGAAGGAAGUGGUGCUAAAUUUGAUUGAGAAGUUGGAGUUUCUUCUUCUGGAGGCAGCACCAGAAGAGAUCACAGACACACAACGAGACCAGUACCAGGAAGUUAUUCUUCAACUGCAGGAUCUGCUUCACCAGAAGUACAAUGAUGCUACCCAGAACCUGCUCAAAAUAGCUAGUAUGUAUGAAGAUUCUGAAACUGGGAAUAUGCACACAGUCCUAAAGGAUAAAAACGUUACUUUCUGUAUUUGGGCCAAUCUGAAGAAGAAAGUAAGGUUCAAGGACCACGUGUUCCAGGAUGCAGGGCACGGCUUUGAGCUGCCCUUAUCCCUGGCUCUGAGCAGCGUGGCCGUUCGUGUGCUGCACACCAACUACGACCACCUGUCUCCCCUGUGGGUGCAGUGCCAAGGGCUGCCAAGGCCGGGGGCCUCAGACAGCAUGGAGUUAGCUGAGCAUCCAGAAGACACUGGGCAAGAACCAGGAGAAGAGGCGGAGAAAGGCAGGGAAGAGCCCAGCGUGCCUGCUGCAGAAGAAAUGGGUUCUAAGGGAAGAAAGGAGAGUUCUGCCUCGCUGAAAGGGACCAGCAAUAACACAGAUGAGAAAAAAGAGACAGAGGAGGAAACUGAGAAGAAUUCAGACAUCUUGGAUGCACCAUCACAAGAAGAGGAGGCCCUGCUGCAGGAGGAGCCAGGAGGCAGAGAAGAGGCACCACAAGUUGUGGAUUUGGAGCAGCUGGUGCCCGUGGGGGGUGUGUACCACAUCUCUGCCUUGCAGCUGCCACCCCAGGCCCAGGAUGUCGGGAACUGGACCAUGGUGGAGCUGCUGGAUGUUGGAUUAGAGGUGUAUCCAUAUUCCCCAGGACAGGCUGAAGAUGGCACACGGGAAGCAGUGCAGAUAACCCUGGGGCUCCCUGAUAAUGUGAUUUAUUUUAAAGUGCCUGUGGUAGGCCGAUGGGAUCCUGCAGGCCAGUGGUGGAGAACUGAUGGCAUCAGCAAGAUAACCUAUGAAGCAGAAGAAAAGAGCAUCACCUUUAGUAUGGGUGACUUUCAUACAGUAGCCCUUCUUCAGGAUGCUCACCUGAACCUGCCCUAUCAGGCCUGGGAAUUGCACCCUACUGGUGUGGAUGAAGGACUCUUCACAAUUACUGCAGUCUUUGCAACCAUUCAGAUACGAAUUAAGGAUAAUCAGUGUAUGUUGUCUUCAGUAGUGGUGGAAGAGGAGGAGGUGCUUUCCCACAUCACAGGAAAAUGGAUGAGUCCUUUUGCCCUCAGAGCAGCUUUGAAAAGAGCUGGAGUGAACAUUUUCCCAGCAGAGUACUCUCCCAAGUAUGUCCCUGUGCCCAGGAAGGCUGCCCUGGCAGAAGUGAAGGCCUAUGAACAGAUGGCUCUGCUUGCAGCUGCUUUUGCUUUUGCUCACAGCAAGUGGAAUGGAGAAGCAGGGCCAGAGCAAGUUGUGUUCAAGGUGAGUGAACAUCUCACUGCAGGUUCUGCCAAAGGCAACCACUGGUAUCUUCUGAUGUUCAAUGGUGAGAAAGUGCAACACCUCAAGCUCACUGAAACCAGUGAAGCUUUUUCAGAAAAGCUGGAAGAUGAGUCUCAAUUUCACUCCACACUCUACCAUAUGGUCAAGGAUUCUGCCAGCAACGAAGCCAUGGAUAAAGUGGAAAGAGCUGGCUUCCUGUUCAUUGAUUCUGUGUAUCAGCUGCUCCUUGCUACCCGAGUCUUAGCAUACUCUUAGAUACUGCAUGCUUUCCUUCAAAACUUUAUUAUCAAAAGCUUUCAAUAAAGUUACAUUUCAAGUCUUAAAUCCUUUUCUAUUCAAAACAUUGAAACAGGUUCUAAAAUGCAAACAUUUUAUCUCUGUUCAAGCAAAAUAAAUUCUUUAUUCACUUGUGGCUAGA